AUGAACGCCCCGACACUCCCCGUUGAUCCGCAAUGGUUUGCGCAGACUCUCACACCCUACCUGCGCUACGCUUUCAAGCACGUGCUGCAUGGCGAUCUCGACAUCGCGGCAUACGUACAACGAGCGCUCGAUUUCUCUAGCUACCAGCCCAAAUCCUCUAUGGACGGCGACGAUCUUCUCUUUGAGCGCAUCUUCUUCGCGAUUGAACGUAGGCAUCGAGGUCUCCCAGCCGAGCUCAAUGGACUCACGGAUAACCUGCAGCCUCUGGCGAGGUUUCUCAUCCGGCGGGCGCAGCUAAAGGGACCCUACGACUUGCUGCAUCGCCACACCCAGCCUAGUGAAGCAUGGAAGAAGUACGAGAGUGUACGGCUCAUGCAGAUUGCGGUCAAAAACACCAGAGUGCCAAACUAUUCCCUUUCAUCUGUGGAUAAUCAACCUGGAACUUCAACUUUCACGAUGACGACAAGACCACCCACAGACCACGAUAUUGACCCUCGUUUGCUCUACGCAAAGCCCGGCGACUUCACUGAGCCUGGGCUCUCGGGAACCUUGACCAUUCCUGAGUUGCAGCACUAUCGACGUCGAAACCAAGAAAUUGAGGCAUUCUGGGCAAGAAGACAGGGUCAGCUGUUAAAUCAGCAGCCAGGACUUGGACUACAACACCCAUCACUGAGCUCUCAAGGUUUCCUACAAGGCCUUCAACAUGACACGAUGUCGCCAAUCUGGCAGAGACAGUUCAAUGAUACUAUGAACGACCCAGGGUUGCCGUACGCACCACAUCCGACACUUCAGCAGCAUCUUACUCCGAAUUACGUGCAGCAGGUCGGACAGCAACAGAGUGCAGUGCCAUCCCUGCUUCCAUCGCCGACACCGACUCCUACGGCGCAGAUAUAUACACCGGCUCAGUCCAUCCAGCAGUACUCCCCACUAUUGGGCUCUUACCAAUCGACAGGCCAUCCAUCUUUAGCACCGACGCAGUGCCUCCAGCCACGCCAGGCGCCCACGGCGCCAGGGCUCAAAAUUAAGCAACAUAGUUUUCCUGUUCCGCCUCGGUCGCAGCCUGCGCAGUCUGUGAGUACCUCCACCCGUCGUUCCAAUGCUCAGUCUGGCCUCCCGACUCUCACUAGACCUGCCGGCAUCUCCAAGUCCGUUCCCCAACCCCCCACAACUGCUGCCACACCGGACUGGACCGACCCAGCUCAGCUUGCAGCUAGUAUGCCGGCCUUCAAAAGUCUCCUGAAAGAAGAGAAGGUAGCCAAAAUUCUGGAGAUCAACAGAGCAAUGAAGACCAAAAACCCUACUACGCUCACGUCGAUAGAGCAGUUCGUCCUCGACCAGAAUGUCGCUAAAGAAGACGUCACUACAGUGAGACUAGCAGGGACCGGUGGUAACAUGGUGAAGCCACCAGGUCAACAAGCGAUAACUGUUCCAGCGCCGGGCUAUCCGACCCAUCCGGGGGUACAUACAACUCCACCCGGUAUCGGAGCCUUCGCGCAUCAUCCGGGGUAUUCGAACAUCACGAGUUCGUUCCCUCAGCCAUCCUAUAAGCCACCAACGAAACCCGCACCGGUUGGCAAGCGGGGGAAGAAGAAGGAGAAGAAAAAGUGAGACAAGUUGGAACAGCACGCGAGCUGAACGGGCUAUUAGGAUACUGAUGUUUGUUCCCUGAAUCAUUUUGUCACUUGAUCAAGGAGAAGACUG
Molecule: messenger RNA, 1701 nt
Organism: Alternaria rosae
Lineage: Eukaryota; Fungi; Ascomycota; Dothideomycetes; Pleosporales; Pleosporaceae
Exons: 3
Coding region: 1-1608 (535 amino acids)
Source: RefSeq, a predicted model, not a curated record